CGCUAUAAAACGGACCCCUUCUACCUACAUUUCCUCAUCAAACACGCAAACAAAAUCUCCAUCUCACACUUCAACAAAACCCAAAGAAAAAAAAAACUCAACAAACAUGUCCACCUCAAGAAUCGCCAACUCUGUCAAGUCCGCCCUCGGUGGCGCCAAGAAGACCGUCGGCUCUGCUCUCGGUAACGAGUCCAUGCAGGCCUCCGGCAAGAUCCAGCAGGCCGAGGCCCAAGGUGCCAAUCUCGCCGCGCGCGCAGAACAGCAGGCCAAAGGUGUCGCCCACAACGUUAAGGGUGCAGCCCAACGCACCGUUGGUGCCGCUACAGGAAACAAAUCCAUGGAAGCAGAGGGACACGUUAAUUCCGCACGGGGGGAUGCUGAGCGCAAGAUCUAAACACAAAAUCACGACACACUCAACUUGUUACCCUUGCCCACCACUUUGUACAUAUAUUCUGCACAUACGCAGUGAAAUAAAACUGUGAACAAUAUAGAAACG
Molecule: messenger RNA, 496 nt
Organism: Gamsiella multidivaricata
Lineage: Eukaryota; Fungi; Mortierellomycota; Mortierellomycetes; Mortierellales; Mortierellaceae
Product: putative cruciform DNA binding protein
Exons: 1
Coding region: 107-394 (95 amino acids)
Source: RefSeq, a predicted model, not a curated record